GGCUCUUGCCGGAGCCCAGGGGGGAGCAGUAGCAGCGGCGGCCGAGCUUCCUAGUCCAUUGCCAGCGCCUCUCACUCUGAUCUGUCAGACCAGCCGAGGGAAAAGGGGGGAAGGAGAAAAAAAAAAAAGCAGCUGAAAGACAAUCUGCUUCAUCUUGAUUCUGCAGCAUUCCAAACUGUGGUAUCCUUGGGGUUCUCUUAACAUUGCUAUGGUGCAGAAGAUUUAAAAUCAGCUGAUGUUCACAAGGAAUAGAGUCACGUGAUGUAUGAAGGGAAACAUAUACACUUCUCUGAGGUUGACAAUAAGCCCUUGUGCUCAUAUAGCCCCAAACUGUGCAAGCAGCGGCGACUCAACGGCUACGCUUUCUGUAUCAGACACGUUCUGGAGGACAAGACUGCCCCCUUCAAGCAAUGUGAAUAUGUGGCCAAGUAUAAUAGCCAGCGCUGCACCAACCCCAUCCCUAAAUCAGAGGACCGCAGGUACUGCAACAGCCACUUGCAGGUACUUGGCUUUAUCCCGAAAAAAGAGAGGAAGAAAAAGAAUGAUCCUAUAGAUGAGGUAAAGGUCAGGCACCAGAUGGAUACCAUGGCCUUUAGCCUGACGGUGCCCACGUUGGCCUUGAAGAUGCCCAAUGGACUGGAUGGAAUGUCCCUCUCUCCACCGGGGGCAAGGGUCCCUCUCCACUACCUGGAAACUGAGUUGGAAGACCCAUUUGCUUUCAACGAGGAAGAUGAUGACCUAAAGAAAGGGGCAACUGUGAGAAAGAAGUUGCAGAGCAAGUUGGCCCAGAAUCGGCAGCGCCAGAGAGAGACAGAGAUUUUAAAAGUUCGACAAGAGCACUUUAGUCCCCCUCCUGCACCUUCUCAGCAGCAGCCUCCGCAGCAGCACUCCCACCUGUCACCUUUAUCCACUUUAAAACCUCCAGCGCCACCGCAGGGUCUAGUCUGCAAGUCACCUCAACCUCAGAACACCAGCCUACCAAUGCAGGGAGUGGCCCCCACUCCACACACUAUAGCACAAGCCAGGCAGUUGUCUCACAAGAGGCCUCUGCCCCUCCUGCCAUCUAGUAGGGCUCCCGUCGUGGACCCGCCCAGGACUGACCGGGUCCUUAUGAAAGCCACAGCCUUCUCUCCACACUUCUCUUGUAUAAAUCGACUGCAGAGACUGGUGAAACUGUGCACCCAAAAACAUCAGCUGGACACUGAUCUGUUUCCCCAUUUAGGGUUGGACUGGUCUGAAGAGAGUGGAGAAGAACUGGAGGACUCAGAGCAGGCCUCGCCAUACCAGGUUGCCUGGUCCAUCCGAGAGACCCUCAGAUACGAAAGACACACGUCGGAUGAUGAUGAUACAGAGAGUAGGAGCUCCAGGGUGACCCAACUUUGCACUUACUUUCAGCAGAAAUAUAAGCACCUCUGCCGCCUGGAGCGGGCAGAAUCUCGUCAAAAGAAAUGCCGGCACACGUUUAGGAAAGCUUUGCUGCAGGCGGCCAGUAGAGAGCCAGAAUGUACUGGCCAGUUGAUCCAGGAGCUACAGAGAGCUGCAUGCAGUCGGACCAGCAUAAGCCGGACCAAGUUGAAGGAGGUGGAGCCAGCAGCAUGCAGUGGGACCGUGAAGGGUGAACAGUGCACCAACAAAGCCCUUCCAUUCACCAGACAUUGUUUCCAACAUAUCCUCUUGAACCGCUCUCAGCAACUCUUCUCAAGUUGCACGGCCAAGUUUGCAGAUGGACAGCAGUGCUCUGUGCCCGUUUUUGACAUUACACACCAGACACCUCUGUGUGAAGAACAUGCCAAAAAAAUGGAUAAUUUCUUGAGAGGAGAUAGCUCCCGUAAAGUUCAGCACCAGCAGCAGAGGAAACCCAGGAAAAAAACCAAGCCUCCUGCACUUACCAAAAAACACAAGAAGAAGAGAAGGCGUGGACCUCGUCGACCCCAAAAGCCUAUUCCCCCUGCAGUUCCUCAGGGGAACCUCAGCAUGCCCACCAGCGUCUCACUGCCAGUGGAGGCCUCUCACAUCCGGAGCCCGUCCACGCCAGAGCUGAGUGCUGAUGAGCUGCCGGAUGACAUUGCCAAUGAGAUCACUGACAUUCCACAUGACUUGGAAUUGAACCAGGAGGACUUUUCAGACGUCCUGCCGCGGCUACCUGAUGACUUACAAGAUUUUGAUUUUUUUGAAGGCAAGAACGGGGACCUCCUCCCCACCACCGAAGAGGCCGAGGAGCUUGAGCGGGCCUUGCAGGCCGUGACGUCUCUUGAGUGCCUGAGUACCAUUGGGGUGCUCACCCAGUCAGAUGGUGUGCCCGUCCAGGAGUUGUCAGACAGAGGAAUAGGGGUGUUCUCCACAGGGACUGGAGCUUCAGGAAUUCAGUCCUUGAGCCGAGAGGUAAACACGGACCUGGGGGAGCUGCUGAAUGGGCGUAUAGUCCACGACAACUUUUCUAGUCUAGAGCUGGAUGAGAGCCUGCUCCGUUCUGCUACCUUGUCUAACCCACCUACACCCCUGGCAGGGCAGAUCCAGGGGCAGUUCUCUGCCCCAGCCAACGUUGGCCUUACUUCUGCCACUCUGAUCAGCCAGAGUGCCCUUGGGGAGAGAGCCUUCCCAGGACAGUUUCAUGGACUUCACGAUGGCAGCCAUGCCUCGCAGAGGCCGCAUCCUGCCCAGCUGCUGAGCAAGGCAGAUGACCUAAUCACCUCACGACAGCAAUACAGCAGUGACCAUUCACACUCCUCGCCCCACGGAAGCCAUUAUGACAGUGAGCACGUGCCGUCUCCCUACAGCGACCAUAUCACCUCUCCCCACACAACAUCUUACUCUGGUGAUAACAUGGCAGCUACCUUUUCAGCAGAGAUGCCCAUCAUGGCGCAGCACUUGCUCCCAGCCCAACUUGAGGUGCCCCUUGGAGGAGUCGUAAACCCCAGAACUCACUGGGGCAAUCUCCCUGUCAGCCUCGGAGAUCCCUCUCCAUUUAGCAACCUUCUCGGCGCAGAUGGACAUCUUCUUUCCACUUCCCUAUCCACACCACCCACCACUUCGAACUCAGAGACCACACAGCCUGCCUUCGCCACCGUGACCCCCAGCAGCUCCAGUGUGCUUCCGGGGUUACCGCAGACCAGCUUCAGUGGCAUGGGGCCUUCUGCUGAACUGCUGGCCUCCACCUCUCCCAAGCAGCAACUCCCUCAGUUCAGCGCAGCCUUCGGCCACCAGCUGAGUUCUCACAGUGGCAUCCCCAAGGACCUGCAGCCCAGCCACAGCUCAAUAGCGCCUCCCACAGGCUUCACAGUGACAGGUGCCACAGCUACAAGUACCAAUAAUGCGUCUUCUCCCUUUACCUCCCCUAACUGAGCGUAUCUGUGUGCUUGCAGGCAGGUGGGGAACCUGGUGUUUUCUAUCUUGUUUUCCUCUUUAUCACCCCUCUCCCCUUUUCCUAAAGAAGAUUUUAGAAAUAACAGAUGGGGAUUAGAGGAGAACUCCCUUUUCCAGUUAAGCAGGUCACCCCACAGUGGACCUCGCUUCAGUGUUCACAUGUGCUCCUUCGCACUGGUGCUCAUUCCCUCCUGGCAGGUCCACUCUCCCCCAGUGGUUUCCGUAGUGGCUCAGCACAGUGACUGGAUAGAAUCGACUUUUAGCAGCAAGUCCUAGAAGUGAAAGAUACCUCAGAUUACCAGUGCCCUUUACUAUUUCCUAGUAUUCAGAUCAAUGCUUUCCAUUCUAAUACCAGGUCUUUACAUAGGUGGUUCUAAAUGGAAUGAGCCUAUUCAUUGAGUUCCUGUGUAAGAGAUGGCAAGUGGUGUGUAGAGGCAGAUCAAGGCUCUGACUUAGCACCGACUGCUAAACAUCACAUGAGGCCAGGAUUCCAUUCCUAAUUGUGAUCAUGUUUAAUUAAAAAGAAAAAAAUUAGUCUUUUAACUGCCUGUGUGUAUGUGUGCACCCACGCGUGUGUUUUUGUGCAGGGCAGGAAGCAGCUGUCCCAUUGUUUUGUUUUGUUUUUUCUUUCCUAAUGAGUAGAAGGCUCUUCUCCUUUCCCACAUCUCACAGCCCUGAUAAGGUUGGUCAUUCUUUCCCACUGAGUUAACUGACUUUCCUGAAUGGAGAAGGGUGGUGGUCUGGUGGCGUGAAUAGCACAACCCUUUUCUGCUAAGUUAGCCCAGAACACAAAAAGCUGAAUUCAUGUCAGUGCCCUGCAGAUGUCGUGAAAAGCUUGCCUGGAGGGACUGCAGGGUUGCUGCGAUUCUGAGGUCUGGUGGUUGGUUAUAUUGCCUUUUUAGACAUGCAUUUGUUUCUAAAUCCCUCUUCCAUGGAAUAUAUUCGCAAGAUGUAAUUAAAAUAUUUUGAUGUGAAAAGCAGGAUAGGUCAGAUAGGUUUGGAAAGAUGGGAUCUGUGAACUCCUUGAUCCAUCUUUUGCUUUUGAAUUUUUCAUGUUUACAGUAGUGAUUCUUUGGUAAGAUUUGUAAAAUGUUGAAGACACUUGUAGAAUCAAUGUACCAGUUGUGAAGUGAUGUGUAAUAUCUGAAGGAUACACAUUUUAAAGUUUCUUUCAAAGCGGAAUAUGGAAAUUAGACAAAUUUUACCCACCCUUUGGUACUUUUAAAAUAAUUUAAGUAUUUAGGUUUAAGUUUGGGGAAAUUUUUUUUUUUUUUUAAGUACCAGAACUUUAGGGUUAAAAAUCCCAUUGGAUAGUUUAGUAAGUUGGUGACUAUGAAAUGAAUAUGUGAGGUUUCUUUUUACCUGCCUUCUCCCCGACCCCCGAUCCCCCCGCCCAAGGGUGGAACUAGAUUUUAAAGGCAUCUGUACUCUGCUUUUGCUGAGAGGUUUCACUGUCCCUUGAGAUACCAUUGGCUAUUUAUACCUGAGUCUAGUCUAAUUUACAUAUAUAUAUUUUAAGAUGAGUAGAGAGAACAUAUCUAUUAAUGAUGGGAUAUAAUAAUUCAUUUGUCAGGGAAUAUUUGAUCUUAAUUCCUUUUCAAUAGGUAAAGAUUUGGAUGUAUUUUCCUACUUCCUAUAUGUGUGCUCUUUAUGCCGUGCUAAUUCUAACCAGUCCCUUCUUUUGAAAGCUUUCCUUUCUCUGCUUUUUAAAGGAAUGAUGGUAAUCAGCAGGCAUUAUGCAGAUAAAACGUGCCUGAGAUUAUGGAGGGGAAAUGUCACAUGACUGUAUGAAAUCAUUAUAUGCCCUAUUUUGUAUUUAUUGAAGUUUCUUUUUGUGGGCCAAAAAUAUGUUUGUAAUAUAUUUAGUUUUUUUUUUUUAAUCAUGAUAAUUGAUUGGAAGAUUUAUUUUUUAAUAGCUUUGCCUUUUUUGCAGAUUGAGAAAUGUCUAAAUUAUAAAAUUAUGUCACAAAGCAAAAUUAUAUUUGGUAGCACCGUAAAUUUCUAUUCUGAAGGGUGAGAAGAGAUCAUCUGAAUAUUUUUCACCUGUGAACCUAUGUUAGUAAGCUUUUUUAUUUUAAUGUACUGUAAUGAAAUGAUUAUGAGUAGUUACCUCUGCUCAAAAGUGUCAUUUAGUUUGCUAAACUCUUCACAUCCCGUUAUAAUCAUCACGAGAUAACUGUCCAUUCCCAGUGAUUUGAUUCCGUCUCCAUUGUGUACUAAUUAAAGGUUGUAGCAGAGCAGCCCAUUGACUUUCUUUUUUAUGGAGGUAAAAGUGGUACAUACACAUUGACUUUCUCACCAGCCUUUCUUUGACAGUGAAGGGCAAGUCAUGGGACGUUGAUCUGAAUUUUUCUGGCUAUUUGUCCCUUGUGGUAGCUGCUUAAAAUUCUUCAGUUAUCAAAACUGAGUUUGCAGUAAGUUGCACAUUUUAUUGUUUGCAAUUUUCUGUUUUCUGUGCAUUUUUAAGCCCUUUUCUGCUUUCUGCUAAGGAGGCAUGAAAUGAUCAGGAAUGUUGCCAGUUACAGCUUCACACCAAAAACUUUGAGUAAAUUCAUUUUUGUGUAGAUGCCCACGAUGAUAGCUGAAGGAAGGGCACCUGUAGAAAGUACCAGUGUAGGUUUGAGGAGUUAGCAAAAAAACAAAUUUUUCUUCUCGUUUCGUCUACUUCAAAACAAAUAUCCGAGCUUGCGAUUUGUUUGUUCUUGCUGUUUCUUGUGAGUCCCUUUUUGGAAGAGAGAAGAACAUCUGUGAACCCAGAGAUAUCUGUUAUGUUGUUCUUUCACCUAAUGGAGCAAUUCUAGUCUAUUAGUAGUAGGUUGGCUAUUAAUAUGUAAAGAAAGGAAUGAAGUGUCUUUUACUCCAGAAAUAUGAAAAUCAGUGUCUUUUAAAAUAGCACUUAUUCUAUAAUAAGGCAAUACUGGAAUCAAAAACAAAUUUUAUAUAAGGUUCUAUCUAAUUAGGUGGAUACUAGCUUUCACUCUAGUGUUAAACUCAUGAGAAAUAGUGGCAAAGAAGGUUCACUCUGUUUCUGCAGUACUUUGGGACCAUUUAUAAAGGCCAGUUAGAUUGUGUUAAUGUGAUUUAAUUUACAGAGUUGCUGCAGUUAAUGGAUACAUUCUGUGCUCUGAGAAUCUGAAUUCCAUUCUAACGUAUAAUAUUCACUGGCUGUGAUCUGUAGCAUCCGAAGGAAAGAUGUGUUUUUCUCCUUUACACCCUCUGCAUAAUUGUUAGUAUUAUUUUAAUUAAAGUACUUAAGACAUUGUUUUUCUUCUGUACAAAUGGCUUAGCAAUUUGCACAUCUGGGUAGGUUAUGUAGUUAGUUAACAAUUCGCAAUAGUAAAUAGCAAUUACAUUUACCCACCAAGUGACAGACUAUGCAAUGGAAAAAUUUUCUAAUUAUCGUCGCAUAGCUUAUAUGGCAAAGGAUUAUUUUCUCUAGUAACCUACCAUGUGAGAUAGAACUGCUUCAUAAAUGACUUCCUGAGCAAUUUCAUGUUGGCAGGCAGUACGGCGUGUCUAGUGUCCUUCCAUGAAAAGAGUAUAAUUUAAUGAGAAGCAAAUAGUAGGUAUGGAGAUAAAGUUGGAAAAAAUUUUUUUUCUUUUCCUUAAAAUUGUAGUUAUUGUCUUGAGCGGUUUAAGGCUAAUGAAAGCUAAUACUUUAUCUUUGCCAAAUAGUUAUUUAUAAGAUUUAUUUCUUAAAUAAGCCCAACCUCUCAACUGCAAGUUAAGAAUCAUCACUUUCUGCGACUAACACUAAAGCUUUUCCUUAUCAGAGCUCGUUCUCAGUCAGUGAUCAUGAUCCACAGAGGCAAAGACAGUUCUUUGAUUUGGAAGGAAACAGUGUCCGUGAUACAUGCAGAUGCCCUAGCUGUACAAUUUGCUUCUUACAUGAAGAAAUUUAUAUUUCUGUUGACCUUUACCGUUGGGCUUUUAUCAUUGGGCACUAGAAUUUGAGCCUAUGUAGGUCACACCCAUCCUGUGAGUUCACUGAUACCUGCCUGCAGUCCUUCCUGUGCCCCUGCAUGGUGGGAGUGGUGGUGACGGGUGGUAGCUUCGUCGGCAGUGCUUGUGUGGGGCACGUUGCCUUUUCUUCCCGUUAGUUCAAAAGAUUGCUGUGGAUGGUAUCGCAAGGAGACGAGGAUGUUAACACCACCAGGCGAACCAGUUCAAGUUUUAUAGGGUUAGAAAUUCCUUUAAAUUUUGUUUAGGUGUCUCGUUUCCAGUUUCUUCAUCCUUUUUCUUUUUAGCGUUCUUUUAACAUUCUGUUAAAUUCUGUUUUUAAUCUGGUAUAUAUAGAAUAAUACAGUGGUCUUUUAAAUGGUCAACAGAACUCUGCAGUUUAAUGAGGCAAUUUAAAGGAUUCCCUGGAAGAAAAUGUAGUCAUACCAGAUCUUUCAUCACAGACACCUACAUCGCUCCAAGGAUUUUUUCCUGACAAGAAAUAUAUUUCUUGAGGAUGGGGUGGAGGGGGGUGGUGGGAAUAUAUAUGUGAUAGAACGUAGAUUUUUUUUUUUCCUCUCAAUACAUUGAAAACAACUGAAUUUUCAUGGGCAUUCUAUAGAAAAGUAAAACAAUGUAAUGACUUCUUAAUAUUCUGAACUUUAUAAAGCUUUCCAAUAUCAUAUUCUGGAGGGACCCGAAAUCCAUGUUCAAUAGAAUAAAGUAGCAUUUUUUAAAUGCCACCUUUCAAAAGAUGUGUAAUAAGAUAUCAGUGAAGGACAUAGUUGGAUAUCCGUUAAGCAUUUUCUUCUUUCCUAACCAGUGAGUUAGGAAAGAAAACAUAAAACAUAAAUGAAUAAUUAUGUCUCUCCUAAUGACCGGUGUCAUUAAUGCGAAAAUUGUGGGUCAAACUUAGCCUUAUUUCUAAAUAGCAAAAAUUCUCUUCACUCCAGCUCUUAUUUUUUGUUAGCUUUCCUCUCUGCACUGUGAUACAGAGCAAAUAAAAAGAAACAUGGCAUUUCAGAGAGAAAAAAAGAGAGCAAACUUGGAAUGACUUUUUUUACCCCAGGUUCCCAAAUCUUGGGGCUGUUUGGCCACUUUUGAGUGGCAGGGUUUUGGUGAUCUGAAGUUCAGUCCAAAAACAGUCUUAUUAGAGACCCGGCACUGAAGUACACACACACACACACACACACACACACACACACACACACACACACACACACACACACACACACACACACACACACACACACACACACACACACACACACACACACACACACACACACACACACACACACACACACAAUCUGUACUGCUCCUGGCCUAAGAGUAAUAGAAUCUUCUUCUUUCACUUGGUUUUUGUUUGUUUUUUUAAGCUGGGGACCACUGAAGUAAGCUCUAUAUGCACCCAAAGUUACCCUUGGAAAAAAUUUCAACAUGCCGUGCAGAAGGCUCUAAUGCAGCUAAAUGCCACCCUUGCUUUUACUUGGGGAAUAGACUGAUUUGCCCUGAAAGGACUCCACCCUGCGUUGUUGAGGUACAGUUGGCUCCAGCCGAGGAGUGUGGAAGGGAUGGGAGGUUUGGUGCUUGUGACGGUGUCUUCAUCUGCUCUGAAGGGUUGGAUCAGUUCCUCUCAACAGUGAUAGUUCUUUUCACUGUAUAGUGUUGAGUAUGUCUCAGGGAUUCCUUGUGGAAAUUAGGGCAGUUUUUAAAAUAAGAAAAUAGUUUUAAAAGAAGCUAAAGGUGACUCAUCAUUGAAGAGAGCGCAAGAAAGAGAAAACAUUUGGUUUCGUAGCCCACGGUGUCUUGCAUGGGACGCUUUUCCUUCUCCUUCAGGCUCUCAUCUCAGCCUCAGCAUACAGAAUCCUUUCCCACCACGCACAGCUUUAAAACUUUUAUUUAAAAAAUUUCCUUCCCCAAUGAGCUUUCAGAAUACUUAUUGUAGAUUUUAAGAGAAAAGGUAUAUUAAUUUAUACUAUUAACAUCACCUCAUAAAUUAUAAGUUUUAUACUAAAGCUGUAUUGAGUGUAAUGAAUUAUGUUGCCUAUGUGUUUAAUAGCUAAAAAAUUAUAUAUGAGCUUUUUUUUUUUUUUUUUUUUUUUUUACAAAACAAACUAGUGAAGCACCUUUUUACACUGGAUCUCUGCCGUGUCAAGGUGUAUAGCUAUCCUUUGCUACCUUGCAGAUAUAUAAAAUAAAAGGAUAUCCUGGGGCCUCAAAACAUAGAACACCUUUAGACCAUUUAUUACUGCUCAUAGAACUGUUGAGAAUGAUGUCUCUUUAGUAAAUGAUCUGUGGUUUACACUUACGAUGGCUAGAAGCUUAGUUACAGGGUAAAUAGAAAUACAUAGAUCAAGUAAAGCUCCCAACUACUGUAGCUGGAAUUUGUAAACUAAGUUUUUAAAACCUCUUUUAUUUCCUAUGGAUUUAUUCUUUAAUUACAGUUAAGUUGGGAAGUAAAAUAGAGAAAAUAAUAAAUCUAGAUGUUCUCAGUGUCUUAUUCAGGAACUUUUUAUCCCUCCUCACUAAGGAAUUCCCACUGUGACUUAAAAAUAGAAUUAAAGUACUUGUGUGCAUGUAUAUGUCUGUGCUUUCACACACAUGCAAAAAUAUACAUUGGGGGCACGUGUGUGAGAGAGAUGAAUGUGUGCUUAGGUCAAAAGAGAAAAAGGUAACAAUGUAUAGUAGAAAUAUGAUUUAUUUAGUUGAGGGUAUUGGAGUUACUUUCUCAUCGUCUCUGUUGUAUAAAUACACCAAAUUCUUGAUUAUGUUAUGUUAAAAGGCUAGCUCUGAUAUCAUGUGCAUUUUAUUUUAACCUUCUGAUUAACUUAUGCUGUGUUUUUAAAAUAACUCAAGAAACAGCAGGUUCUAAAGACCAGCCUCUCACUUUUGAGAGUAAAAAUAAGAGAAACAGACCUGGACAUGAGCUGUGUUUAUCUAUUGGGGUGAUGGGACCAGAGAUCAGCUGAACCUUUUUUAUGUUAAUAAUAGAUUUCUUCAUCUUCUGAGUUAUAAGAUAUUAUUGAUCACCUUUUCUUGGUGAAAUUUUAAGAAAAGUAUAGGCCUUUUAUAAAGAAUGCCAUUUUUUAAGGGGCUGCUUUGUUUAAAGAGUUGGUGGGAUCAUUUCACCAUGAACAUUUCAAAGCUGGGUUGAUUUCAGUUAUUUCCAAAAUUAAAAAAAAAAAAAAAAGUUACUCAGUUGUGUUGUUAUUUAUGAAGUUAGCAUGCCCCCCAACCCCCAUAUUUUGGCUAUACGAAAAGUUAUGCUACCCUUGACUAUUUACCUGAUUUAUCUGGAAUUUAAAAAAAAAUACAUUCCUAUAUUUUGAGUUUUGUCUUUUUGCUAUACAUUCAUUACUGAAGUAUCUGGUGGUCUAAAAUAGUCAAAGCUAGAGUUGUUAUUAAAUGCUCCAAUCACAUUUAUUUUUAAUAUUAAAAAAUCAUAUACUUUGAAACAUGUCAAAACAACUUCUAAUAAUCCAUCUGAGUUUGUAGUUACCUUUGAAGCCUCAUUCAUCUUAGAUAACUCAAGACCUGGGAAAGCUUUGUACGUUGUUCUUUUUACAGUUGUAUUUUUUGCAGCAUCUCCCAGUUUCAUUCACUCUUUGCUUUAUAGGUUUUUAAAAUCUGCGUAUUUCUUGUACAUAUGCAUGCAAAUGAAAGAAGGGAGGUUGUAUUGGUGCCAUUUCUCCCUUCAGUUACUAUGGGAUUUGCUAGAAUAAAUUCCCCCUGAUUGAAGGGUGAAAAUAGACCCUUUUGUGUAUAUCUGUACAGAGAUGUGUAUAUGGGAUGUGGUGGCACUUUGCUGAAUGUGAACUUGCCUUGUCAGUGGAAAGAUUGAGAAGUAUUAUGUUUAUUUAUACAUUUGUAUAAAUCUAUAUAUACACGUAUGUAUAUGUGUGUGUAUAGAUAAAUAUAUAUAUACAUAUAUUUCCCUAAAAAAAGUGUGUGUAUAAUAGAUAAACAGCCUUUGUUAAGCAAGAUUAUACGUCUAUGGAAAAUUCUGGAUUAUUCUAUAAACAAGAAGAGGUGACAGUCUAGGGUAAUCGUCAGAGCAUACAAAGAUGGAAGUCCUUAGGAUUAUAGUCUUGUUUAUGAGUUCCUCUUAGAACUGUACUUACUUGCCAGUCUCACUAUUCUUCAUCUUCAUUACCUUCUAAGUCAAUCUCUCAACAUUUAAAAAUCACACUUCGUUGUGUUUUUUCCCUUUAUUAUGUCCUUUCUCGCCAGAAUCAUUUGGCUUAGCCAUAUUUCAUUAAUAUUUCACUCAAUUCUUUUAAAUAUCUUUGUCUCUGAAAUUUCCCAGAAGAUACAAAUUUUGUAUAUAAUACUUUUUUUUUUUUUUCUCUUUUUUGCGGUAUGCGGGCCUCUCACUGCUGUGGCCUCUCCCGUUGCGGAGCACAGGCUCCGGACGCGCGGGCUCAGCGGCCAUGGCUCACGGGCCCAGCCGCUCCACGGCAUGUGGGAUUUUCCCGGACCGGGGCACGAACCCGCGUCCCCUGCAUCGGCAGGCGGACUCUCAACCACUGCGCCACCAGGGAAGCCCUAUAAUACUUUUUAUAGUAAUUUUGAGAAUUGGGCAUCAUCUUUGUCUCAAAACAAACAACCAAUAAACCCAAAAAACCACGUUCAAACAAGACUGCUUCGAAAGUUUUACCUAGAUAAUUUUGGGACGUUUUACUUAAAUUGAAAAAGAACAUAAUUAUGAUUUUAUGAUUGACAUUAGUGUUAGGUUUAUUUUGUCAUUUAUUGUCAUUAAUUUGUCCUUUCAAAAGUUUGGUUUGCUUUGUGAUUUAAUCAUAAAUUUACCAUUUUCAUUUUAAUGGAAAGCCUCUUGACUUCUAUAACCUAAGCCUCUUAAAUUCUAUAAUUCAUUUUAUUCAUGAUGAAACUGCUUUAGUGAAUUCGUGUGUAAUGAGUUCUGCUAUAUUUCCUUUUGACUUUUCUCACAUUGGUGACAUCCUGUCUUAACUUUGCUGCAGCUCUCUAGAAAACUUGCAUCCCUAUAUAUUGUGCCUUUAAAGCUUUUAUGCACACACAGACAAAAGUGUAUAUAUACAUGUCGGAGCAUGUGUACAUAUACUUUCAUAUAUACUCACACAGUAUGUCUCUAGUAUAUAUUGUGGGAGUGGAUAUAUAGAUGUUCAAAGGCAAUGAAAUGUUGCUCUCUAGAUAUAUAUGUAUAUAAAUAGUGUUGAUAUACUGUAUAUACAUAUGUAUAUGUAUGAGUUUUAAAUGGCAAUCUUUUACAUUUAGCAAAAUGCUGCCCCUACUGGAAUAUUGUCACUGCAAUGGCAGUUGUAUGUAAUGAUUUAAAAUACACUAUCAAAAGUUAUUUAAAGAACAUUUAAAAGUCUCAUCUAAAGACGUCCACACAUUAUUUAUUUAUCUUCCUUUUCCUUUUAUUGUUAUUUUUAUUUUUUUUAACUGAAAGGGAGACUGUCAUUUUAAAAAUGCCAUCUGUCCCGUGAGAGGAAGAGAGCUGGAGACUCACUUGGGGAACCUUGUGCAUUUUCCUCUCUCUGAAAUGGAGAUGUACCACAAACUAACCUGUUUAUUUCAGUUAUAAAGCAAUCCUAACAUUUCCAUUACUGUAUGUCAUCCACCAUCUCCUAGACCAACUUAAUUCACCAACUUGCCUCUUCCUUUCAUUAAUAAAUAAUGAUCAUUAAGAUCAUUUUGCCUGGGGGAAGUUAACUACUCUCUAGCUGCAGGGAAAUAUAUCACCUAAUUGUUAUUCAGCCUUGUUCAAAAUUCAGCUUUGAGAGAAGGCAGCUCUCUCAUGCAGUUGUCUUAAGUAGGUUUUGCAUUUGUUUAGUUAGAGGUCUUCCCAGACUUUUUUUUUUUUUAAGAACUCCAAGUCUGCACACACUUGACCUAGAUUUAAUUCUUACUCCCCACAGCUUCAGGUAUUUUUCAUUAGUAUAUCAAUUUGAUACACUGAAUGAAAGAAUAUUAUGAGAAAACUGUUUCAUAUUUUAUUUUGUGAUGAGUUGGCAGCAGAUUCCAUUUCAAGACCUUAUAGAGAGAGGAGUGUGUAAAUGGACAAUCCUGAAUCUUAAGAUGUUAACAGAAAACAGGUGGAGUAAGAGUACCCCUGAAGACUCUAGAGGUUGGGGUUUGAGGGAUUUCACACAGUAGCUUAGCUGAAACUUGAUAUCAGAAGCAGCCUUUAACAAGCCUCUUGGCAAUUGUAUGGUACUAACCAGAGUACUGAAGUACAGAUUGAAACCAAGUUGCAGUGGGAAAUCAAAGGUGAGGUAGCUUAUUGGAAACCAGUAAAAUGACAGGUUGCACAGUUUCGAAAUCUCUUCUAACGAAGUAACUGCACGGUAGCAAGGACUAGCCGUUCUCAAAGCCCUUCUUUUUCAGUGUUCUCCUUCACCUUGGCACACAAGUAUGUUUUAAGGCCAUACAUGAAAAAUAUAUACAAAAAAAAAAAGCUGCUUAAAGGGAACUUACAAACUGAGAAUCUUCUCUGUAUUUGUGUAAAGAGUGGCUGGAAGCUUAGUUAUAUGCACAAAAGCUAGGAGCCACUUGUUUCUGCACAGACUGUAGGAGCUAGAUGAGGAGACUGGCAGAUUUUGGGAAGAGGCCCCAGUUCUGAGGAAAGGCAUAUCUAUAGCAUUGGGUGUGCAGUUGCUGGGGGAGACCACAUUUUGGGAGAUGAUGGGCUUUCGGUUUGUAAUUUCCCUUUAAACAAGAAGAGAUGGCUCACGUUUUCCAUAUAUAUCUCAAUGAAUGUACUGUAUCACCGUUUUAAAAUUUUGAUGAAAUAAUAAUGGAUUGGUCUCCUUUUGUUAUCUGGUCCUUGUUUAAUUUGUUUAAGGGUUUUUGUAUACAAAGGUUUACAUUUUUAUGUAUAUUUUUCUUGUGUAAAAACUGAUGUAAUAUGUGUAUAAAACUCUGUAUGUAUUAUCUGUAUAUAGUGUGACAAAAUGAUUUUUCUUUCUUUCUUUUGGAUGUAUUAAUAAAUCUUGCUGUGAAGUA
Orcinus orca (killer whale) is the source of this 14295-nucleotide messenger RNA. It is a transcript of the gene INO80D, whose product is annotated as INO80 complex subunit D. Gene Ontology annotation, cellular component: nucleus. The transcript is spliced from 11 exons. The record is from RefSeq and is a predicted model, not a curated record. The coding region runs from base 262 to 3342 and encodes 1026 amino acids. Lineage: Eukaryota; Metazoa; Chordata; Mammalia; Artiodactyla; Delphinidae.